AUGGUGCAUUGCAAUGCUGCCAUUUCUCCAGUUGAACCAAUGAUGUAUUUGUCUAAGAAUGAGGAUGAGCAAGAUGUUAAUCCAACUCAAUAUAGGAGGUUGAUUGAAUCCUUGUGUUACUUGUGCAAUACGCGACCAAACUUGGCAUUUAGUGUCAGUAUUGUGAGUAGAUUCACGGUGAGACCAAAUUUGUCUCACUUAGAAGCAGUCAAGAGAAUCCUAUGUUAUGUCAAAGGUUCUUUUGGCUGCGGAAUUCUCUUUCCCGCAACGGAUACAGGCAUAAAAUGCAAUUUGCUCGGUUUUACCGAUUCUAAUUGGUGUGGAGAUAAAGAUGAUCGAACGUCUAUAGCUAGAUACAUCUUUAUGUUCGACGCGACACCAAUCUCAUGGUGUUCAAAGAAGGAACCAUUAAUUGCGCUCUCAUCUUAUGAGGCCGAGCACAUUGUCACUUCGUUAUGUGUGUGCCAACCCGUAUGGCUUAUGAAUCUAUUGGAGGAGCUGGGCAAUAGUGACAGUGAGGUUAUCACACUCUUAGCUGACAAAGUUUCCACAAUUAAUUUUGCUAAGAACCCAAUUGUGCAUGGGAUGAGCAAGCACAUUGAGAUGAGAUUUCACUAUUUGAGGGAACUUGUUAGUGAUUGA
Molecule: messenger RNA, 642 nt
Organism: Lathyrus oleraceus (garden pea)
Lineage: Eukaryota; Viridiplantae; Streptophyta; Magnoliopsida; Fabales; Fabaceae
Product: secreted RxLR effector protein 161-like
Exons: 1
Coding region: 1-642 (213 amino acids)
Source: RefSeq, a predicted model, not a curated record